Messenger RNA from Lachancea mirantina, 1497 nucleotides. The record is from the annotation of a GenBank genome assembly. Lineage: Eukaryota; Fungi; Ascomycota; Saccharomycetes; Saccharomycetales; Saccharomycetaceae.
AUGGACUCAAUACGGAGCUGGUCUGGCACAGAUGUGCACAUGGACCUCAGAAGCGAAAACGAGGCUACCUCGGAGAAAGAGAUCGGCAAGGCCCUGGUGCGCGAAAACACGCGAAAUCUCGAUAACGAUGGCCAGUAUGCGGGCGAUGAUUACCUGGAUCCUCCGCCAGACGGUGGGUACGGCUGGGUCUGCUGUGUUUGCGUAGCAGUCAUGAACUUCGCGACCUGGGGCCCGAAUACAUGCUACGGUAUCUUCCUGUCCUUCUUCUUGUCCAGCAAUUACUUCCCAGGUGCAACGCCGACCGAUUAUGCACUCAUAGGCGGUCUUGUGAUAGGCCUUACUCUCAUCUUACUCCCUCUGAGCGCCUUUAGCCUUUCUUGUCUCGGAUAUCGCGCAACGCUUUCUAUCGCUAUUGUACUUGAGAGCGUGGCUUUCAUUGCCAGCUCUUUCGUCAAGACAAUUGGGGGUUUAUACGUCACGUAUGGUGUUCUCCUUGGCCUCUCCUUUGGCUUGAGUUUUGGUGCCAACACCAUCAUUAUACCAAGCUGGUUUUUGAGAAGGCGGGCGUUGGCCAACGCUGUCAGCCACAUUGGAGUUGGCUCGGGCGGCUGUGCAUUUUCUUUUGCCGUUAACGCCUUAAUAGCCAAGACGGGAAAUCACCAGUGGGCCAUGCGGAUGCUGGCCAUAGUCACUUUUGUUCUCAAUGCCAUUGCCAUGCUUUUCGUCAAGGAACGUCAGAGUGAGAUCAGCAGGCUUGAAAAACCAUCAAUGAAAGUAAUCGCCAAAGAGAUCUAUGAUCCGUCAAUUUUAAAGAUAAUGCCUCUUCAUUUUUGUACCUUAUGGGCUUCAUUCACGACCAUGGGUUAUGUCAUUCUACUGUUCUCGCUUUCAAACUACGCGAUCUCUUUAGGCAUGUCCCCACAUCAGGCAACAAUUGCACUAGCAAUAUUCAAUGCAUCUCAGACGUUUGGAAGGCCCUUCAUGGGCUGGAUAUCCGAGAAAAUUGGGCGCUCAAACGCCAGUAUUAUCUUAAUGUUGUAUGAUCUGGUCCUACUUCUACCUUUCUGGCUUAAUAUUCGGCAUUUCAGAGAAAUUAUUCCUUUCGCUGUUCUCUUGGGAUUUGGGGCAGGAAUUGGAGCAGUAAAUUCCGUUCCUCUGAUAGCAGACGUCGUAGGCAUCAAAAAGUUUCGCGCAGGGAUCGGUUACAACAACUUCUGGAAUGGGGCAUUUAGCAUAGUGGCCGAAAUAAUAGGGCUGCGAUUGAGACAAAAUGGCUCUCCAAGACCUUACCUUCACUGUCAAAUUUACGUGGUCAUGAUGUAUUUCGCAGGUAUUUUGUUUCUAAUACCUUAUAGGGAAUCAAAGGUCAGGCGGAUGAUGAAGGCCAAAUUGCUCAAUAAGAAGCUGGACGGAAGUCAAAGAGAAGCUUUUGAGAGACGUUUGAGCCCAACAAUAGGGGGCUACAUUAAGAGAUGUCUUUAUUCCAUCCAAUGCUGA